This is a messenger RNA of Oryzias latipes (Japanese medaka), 2428 nucleotides long. RefSeq names its product retinoschisin. Gene Ontology annotation, cellular component: plasma membrane. Lineage: Eukaryota; Metazoa; Chordata; Actinopteri; Beloniformes; Adrianichthyidae. The record is from RefSeq and is a predicted model, not a curated record. Gene Ontology annotation, molecular function: signaling receptor activity.
AGCUUCCUGCUGGAACGACCUCAACAUGUAACUGACCGUUGAGGUGAAGGUAUUCACAGAGGUGCAGCUGCAGUAAAAUAGAGCUGCCUAAGUGAGGUAUGUAAGGACCUGUAAAGAGUAUUAGACAAGGCCAUCGCAGUGGAUUACAGUAAUCCUGUCCACUACAGUUGGGUGUCACACACGUGUCACUUCAGUACAGCUGAAGAAGGAGAUGGAGGUUCCAGCUCAUCGUGCUGCUGUGCUGCUUCUCCUGCUUCUGGCCCUGAUCACAGUCCAUUCACAGGAGGAGGAGGAGGAGGAGGUUGCCCAUGACGAGGAGCUCCAGGAGGAGCAGCAGGUGAUCGAGACAUGGACGCAGAAUGUGAAAGCCUGCACUUGUGACUGUGAAUCCGCGGAUGCAACCACUCGCAUCCCGACUGCCGCCUCACCGCUCCUGAUAACGCCCUCCCCGCCUCAAGGUCACCCGUGGAGCUGCAUGCCAGAGUGCCCGUACCACAGAGCCCUCGGCUUCGAAUCAGGAUCUGUGAACUCCGACCAGAUCAGCUGCUCCAAUCAGGACCAGUACACCGGUUGGUACUCCUCCUGGAUCCCCAACAAGGCUCGCCUUAACAAUCAAGGAUUUGGGUGUGCGUGGCUAUCCAAGUUCAACGAUCUGCACCAGUGGAUCCAAGUUGACCUAAAGGAAGUGAGCGUGGUGUCCGGCAUCCUCAUGCAGGGCCGCUGCGAUGCAGAUGAGUGGAUUACUAAAUACAGCAUCCAGUAUCGCUCUGUGGAAUCUCUCAACUGGGUCUACUACAAAGACCAGACAGGAAACAACAGGGUCUUUUAUGGGAACUCUGAUCGCUCCUCUACGGUGCAGAACCUGCUCCGACCUCCCAUCAUAGCUCGCUACAUCCGCCUGCUGCCGCUGGGCUGGCACACCCGCAUUGCCAUGAGGAUGGAGCUGCUGAUGUGCACGAACAAGUGCCCAUGAAGAGCAAAAGCCAUCCAACUCCUGCCUCCCCGAUACUUGCUUGGCUGGAGAGGAUUACUUUAAAGGGCCUACAUCAUGCAAAAUCGACAUUUUGAGCUAUUCAGCGUAUUAUAAUGUUAAUCCCUCUAAAAAAACAACCCCAAAGCAGUGUUUUGAUGAGUAUUCCUCUUAAAAACCAGCUGAGCACCAGUCCCUCCCAAUCCACGAAAAUGAGCGGGACCUCACAUUGUGAUGUCACAAAGUGAGGACCCGCCCCUUCCAGGAAGCGUCUGGACUACCAAUUUACGUUGGAGCUGAACCGCACUGUAGGCAUGGAUCUGCUGCAGCUCUUAUAUCCAGUAGGUAGGACUAUCUGACAAGGUAGGACAUUUGGAUAGCUAUAUCUUUCAUUUUGUGCCAGGAAAACGUCACGUGGUAGGAUAGAUGGUUAGCUCUAGGUCGAUGUCAUGAAAUGGGCGGCACACACGCGGAGCUAAAGCCGGUGCCUCCAAGAUCGAGUCGUAUCACUUCCCAGUAGAUAAAUGAGCUGAAAAAAUAACUAUUCAUACAGAAUGUGUUCUUUAGUGUGCCACAGGUGAUUUACUAUUAUAUACAGUACAGACGAAAAGUUUGGACACACCUUCCCAUUCAUUUAAAUGAAUGGGAAGGUGUGUCCAAACUUUUGGUCCGUACUGUAUAUGGAUAUAGUUUACUCUGAAAGGCUUAAGAAAAGCAUGAUAUAGGCCCUUUAAACCUGCCUGGACGUCUUUGGGGAGACUUAAAGCUAAACAUAUAUACAUGUCAGCACAACGCCAUUAACAAUUGGCUUAAAUUUCUCAUGUGCUUUGGAGAUUUUUGCACCAAAAAUCGCCCAAAUCACCAUCAAGAGAUCUGUGGCAGACCGCAGAUUGGUUUGUUUUUGCUGCGCCGAUAUAAAAGAAGUAACAGUUUAAACGUUUAAAUCAAAUGGGCUGUUUUAUUGGAGAUUAACUUUCACAAAUAAACAAGUAUACUCUAAACUGUAAAGCAUUCAUUGAUUGAUGGGUUUUAUAUUGUCAUGAAAAUGCUCUGCUGGGAGAAAAGCUGAUAAAUACGGACUAUGCUACUCAUUUGUGUCUGUAUUACAAAAGCACAAACCUAAUACUUGGUUCAAUUUAAACAAUUGUUUUAAACAUUUCCUGUUAUAAAUAUUACCAAACAAGUAGUCACACAUCAGUAUUAAUAUAAUACACAGUGCUCCUCCAGAAACAAGAAUCCAAACGGAAAUACAAACUGUGGCGAGUACAGAGUAUGCAGCGUCCUCGUCGAUGGACAUAAACACACGUUUGGUCACGUCUGGGUUCAGUGUUUUUUAGUCUCAGUUUCACACACCUCACAAGCAAAAGGAGGAGAAGAAUUUACAAUCAGGGACAUAUUGCCAAGACUCAAGUCUCUUCAAAGUGCACGAAAAUAGUAUUUAUUUUUUCUUCUUUUUUU